Gavialis gangeticus (Gharial) is the source of this 3554-nucleotide messenger RNA. RefSeq names its product transcription elongation factor A3 (gene TCEA3). Gene Ontology annotation, molecular function: nucleic acid binding; zinc ion binding. NCBI's taxonomy places the organism in Eukaryota, Metazoa, Chordata, Crocodylia, Gavialidae. The transcript has 15 exons. The record is from RefSeq and is a predicted model, not a curated record. Gene Ontology annotation, biological process: DNA-templated transcription; transcription elongation by RNA polymerase II. Gene Ontology annotation, cellular component: nucleus. Bases 374 to 1747 code for a protein of 457 amino acids.
CCCUGCGAGCUCCAGGCUGCUUAGCCUUCAACUCCUAUAUUUAGUCCAGCCCCCCUGUGCUAUUUUGACUGCAUGGCAGCCGUGUAUAACUGGUCGGGGCCGCCACGCCUCCUUUUCUGCUUUCUCUCCGGCUCGCCUUCGCUCCCUUUCUUUUUCUCCCCUCUGCCCCCCCCUUUCCUGCUAAGCUGUCAGCAACUGCCCCCAAAAGCAGGAACAAAAGUCCCACCGCCCCUUCAUGCCCUCGCCCCCCAAGCCCAGAUGAAAGCAGAGCCAAAGUCUCCCUUCCGUGAGCGCCUUUCCUGCCUGUUGCUCGCCGUCUCGUCUCGCUUCUCCCCCCCGCUCGCCAAACUUCGGAGAGCUCGGAGCCGGGAUUAUGGGGCAAGCGGAGGAGCUGGCGCGGAUUGCCAAGAAGCUGGAUAAGAUGGUGUCCAGGAAGAACCUGGAAGGAGCACUUGACCUGCUGAAGGAGCUGAACAGCUACACCAUGACCAUCCAGCUGCUGCAGACCACACGGAUCGGCGUGGCUGUCAACUCCAUCCGCAAGCACUGCUCCGACGAGGAGGUGGCAGCCCUGGCAAAGCUGCUCAUCAAGAACUGGAAGCGGCUGCUGGACUCCUCGGGGACCCAGAAGAAAGAGAAGGACGUGGAAGGUCAGAAGGAUAAAAAGGAGAAAGAGAAAAGACUCGACUUUUCCAGCUGGCAGCCCGAAGGGGCCGACUCCCGCGGGCUGGAGCCCUGCAAAAGCCCGACCGAGAAGCACAAGAAGAAGCACAAAGAAAGAGACCUGUCUGACCGCAAGGCUCUCGAUGCGCUUCCGGGCUCAAAGAAGCAUUCAUCGGAGCAGAAGCAGGACAGGAAAUCCAGCAAGCCAGGCUCUCACCCGGCGCCCCCAAAGAGCCACUCUGCGGACAGCAAGCACGACAGAGAGUCCAGCGACUCCAGGGGCUCCUCUGCUGCCUCUAAGAAGUCGCCCUCAGACAGCAAGAAGGAGAGGAGAGACUCCGCAGACUCAAAAUCUUCCAGCAGCACAGCUGCCUCCUCCUCUUCCACCCCUCCAAAGAGGCUGUCGUUGGAAAGGAGGCCGUCUGCAGGCUCCAGCCCAGUUGCUGCUCGGAAGAGCUCCAGCGAUGGCAGAGAGGAGAGACAGAACAGCAGCAAAUCCAAACCGGAGACACCCAAGACACCCACGAGCCCCUCCAGCCCCACGUUCGCCCCUAGCACCUGCCUCCUGGCCCCCUGCUACCUCACAGGAGACUCCAUCCGGGACAAGUGCAUCGAGAUGCUCACAGCUGCCCUGAAGAUGGAUGAUGACUACAAGGAGUUUGGCGUCAACUGUGAGAAGAUGGCUUCGGAAAUGGAAGAUCAUAUCUUCCAGGAGCUGAAGAGCACAGACAUGAAGUACCGCAACCGCGUCCGGAGCAGGAUCAGUAACCUGAAGGACCCCAAGAACCCCAACCUGCGGAGGAACGUGUUGUGCGGAGCCAUCGUGCCCAGCCUCAUUGCUCGGAUGACCGCCGAGGAGAUGGCGAGCGACGAGCUGAAGGAGCUGAGGAACGCCAUGACCCAGGAGGCCAUCCGGGAGCACCAGAUGGCAAAGACGGGUGGCACCGUCACCGACCUCUUCCAGUGCGGCAAGUGCAGGAAGAAGAACUGCACCUACAACCAGGUCCAGACCCGCAGCGCGGACGAGCCCAUGACGACCUUUGUGCUGUGUAACGAGUGCGGGAACCGCUGGAAGUUCUGCUGACGGCGCUCGCCUUUGCCUGCGAGCGACGAGUAGAGAAGAUCGCGCCUGACCGCCAAGGAGAGCGCAGCGCCUGGGACUUGUUCCUUCGGGGCUGCCCCCGCGGGCCUCGGGGCCAGGAGGCUCGAGGCAAGGGUGCCGCCUGCUAGAAGACUGCUUUUUGGCUGUACAUACUUUGAACGGCGCCGUCCCUUGGGAGGGCCUCUUAGACCCUUGUAGCGCGGCUCCGGGAAAGGAGCACGUGCGUGGAGCGUGACCACGGCGAAGGCGAGGGCGCCGAGGGCUUUGGGGUGUUUUUCCUGCCAUCCUUGACCUCACCGAAAAGAGCCUCGUGGGGUCCGGGCCUGCCACUUAUGCUCUUCUUGUUCGUUUCCAAGCUUGAGCUGAGCCCUGUUUUAUUGUUAGGAGCUGGAUACACCCUGACUUCCAGCUGUGUAGGACAAUGCACGCGGGGAAAGCAAAUUCCCUUGAGAUACGUGGGGGGGUGUUGCUAACCCAAGCUCCAGGGAAUUUUUGUUUUCAGUGGCCCAGUCUUCCCCGUCCCAGGGACUUGUGCUUGUUUCCCAGAGUCAUCCUGGGUAAGGGAAGCAAGCGUUUCACCUCCUGCCCUGCCUCCGGCUAGGAAUAAGCAAAAUCUUCCACGACUGCAGCAGAUGUCUUGUCUAGCAUGAGCCACCCGGGGGCACUGACAGCACGUCACAGCCGGCCCCUCAAUGCAGCGGCUGAGAUGGGCGGGGGCUUUCCCCGGGUUCGGCUGCUCCAGCCCUGGGGGUCGAGCCCCUGACUUCUGCUCCAACGAGCCGACGAUGGGUACCGAAUGCCAGGAGAUGUGGUUCCAGCUCUGGGAUGCCACGAGAAGAAGCCGGCUCUGCACCAGUGCAGGGCACUGUGCAAGGCAACCUGCCCCGCAGCCGUGCAGGGAAUGACCCUUGCGUGCCAGCCCCCGUGGGUGCUCCAGAUGACACCCCCGUUGCAUGCUGCUCCCUCUCCCUUUGCCACGACCUAGGGCUGCAGGGGGGACUUGCCCCCACUCCCAGCCUGGUGACAACAGCUCUGCAGGGGAGGCAGCCUGCAAAACCUUGUCUGCAAAGGGGUGUCUACAGGUGUGGGGGGGAGAUGCCAGUCUGCCCGUGGGAGGCGCGUGCCGGAGGGCAACCCUAGCCAUCCGCUGCAAAGCUCCACUUGCUAACGUAGGCUGGAUUGAAGCACAAAGCUUGUAAACCGGGAAGGAGGGACUGGCCUUUGCUCUGCCUCGCCACCACCGCUCCAGUCCAGGGCACUGGGAAUACCCCGGCCUCUGUGGGACAGCGCAGCGAUCCUGGUCGCAUUCAACACACCCUCUUUCUGCACAAAACGGGUGCCAAGUCAGGCUUAAAUACCCAUGUUGGUGGGUAUCUUUGUCCCAGCGGUGAUGGGAUGUAAAAUGAAAUAAGCAUUGUCCCUGCUUCCUGGGACUGCAGCACCCCCUCCCCUUAGCCGCUCAGAUGCUCUUUGUUGUAAAUAAUCGCACCCCUUCGUUGUGGUUGCCUUUGCAUAUCCUAAUGGAGGAAGGGAAGACCCCAGGAGAGCCGGGUAAGGAGCAGAAACCACACGGAGGUGGGAAGAGGGCUGACCCUAAUGGGGGGAGACCAGAGCUGCCACCCCUUCCGUUCUCAGGCCUUGCAUGCCGGCUCGCCUUCCUCCUCCUCUCUCCAUCAGCCAGCUGCCCCCUCCCGUGUGCUGCGUGUGGACUUCCUCCAACUAUAUCCUGGGGGGAAAAACGAGGGAGAAAAUCUUUAGCCUUCGAGCAAUAAAAGUGUACCAAGCACCC